Prorocentrum cordatum is the source of this 1074-nucleotide messenger RNA. The record is from the annotation of a GenBank genome assembly. NCBI's taxonomy places the organism in Eukaryota, Dinophyceae, Prorocentrales, Prorocentraceae.
AUGGCGGACUCGCAGCGCCGGUUCUGCCACCCGCCGCCGCCGCCGCCCCCGGCACAUGGCUGCCGGCAGCCCGCGGAGGUGGAGCAGCUCGAGCAGGCGCCGGUGAAGCAGCUCCCGCGUUGGGAGCGCCUGCGCCUCGCUGUGGAGGCGCAGAGGGCUUCGGAGGUGCAGUCCGACAAGCAGGUGAAGCCGCAGGUGGAGGUUCCGGUGAUCUCGCCCUUUUCCCCCCCGCCUGUGGAUUUCAGAUCGCAUCCCAGUCCGGUGGCUACGGUGCAGGCGGUUUCGCCCCCCAGGGCCAUGGCGGCGGAUGCGGCGAGUUCUUCGGCGGAGCAGGGUACCAAUACGAGCACUACCAUUCCACCGGCGCCCAAGAAGAGGCGUCGCAAACACAUGUUGAGCGACUACAAGCGCAUCCUCGAGCGCAUGACGGAGGACAUGCCCACUGGUCAGGAGCCGGACAGCAGGAAUGAGGAUCCCACGGACGCCACCUCGGAGGUGAAGACCUUCUACAUCGGCGACGGGCCCUUUCCCGAUGCAGGUGGUGAAGGUGCAGCCUCCGACAUGUCAGCCCUUAGUGGCGGUGUCACGCUUGACGGCUCUGGCACGUCAGCCGUCAGUGGCGGUGCCUCGGAGUCGAAUUUCGGUGUAGGCACGUCAGCCCAGAGUGGCGGUGUCCUGGACAUGUCAGCCCAUAGUGGCGGUGUCCAUCACGAGUGGGAUGAUAUUUCCUCGUCUUCUUCUGUACCCUCGCUGGCUGCUGGCGCUACGGAGCAGCUGCAGGCUUCUGGCGCUCCUCCGGACGCGAUGCCUUCCAUGUUUGAGGCCUCCCGUGAGGACCUCGCCACGGACAUCCAGUCUGGAGUUUUUUCACAAGAUGCGAAAGAGUUGGACGACACUGACGUUGCCUUGCUGGGCCGCUUCGCUGACGGCGAAGCUGUGCUCUCGGAGUUGCAGCAGCAGCCGUCGCUGAGGGCACCGGCGUUGGAGGUCGCCUCUCGGCUGAUGGCAGCAGGUGCGAAUUCGAAUGUUGCUUUCCUGCCAAUUGUGCAGGGCCUUGCGACGCAGCAGACAUGA